CCUUUUCUUCAGUGCCAUUUCAACAUCUGCUCAACAGUUGGGUCAUAAGGCAAGGACCACCUCUAACACGAGAGGCAGCCACUCAGUUCCAGCGGACGAAGUCUUCCAAUCCUUUUUUAUGUCUUCCUCCAUUUUUCCCCGCAGAUCCGCUUACCGGCCCGGGGUGAGCAGGAUCAGCUCCCGAGUCCUGCUUCGGUUCCCCCAAAGAGUGAAGAAUCAAGGAACGGUGGACUUCCUCCCAGUGAAGCCGCGACACCAGUGGGAGUGGCACAGCUGUCACCAGCAUUAUCAUAGCAUGGAAGCCUUCAGCAACUAUGACCUUCUGGAUGCCGUCUCCCAUGAGAAGGUGGCGGAAGGUCAUAAAGCCAGUUUCUGCCUGGAGGACACUUCUUGCGAUGCCGGGGUCCGUCGACGCUAUGCGUGCACUGCUCAUAUUCAGGGUCUGAGCCCAGGCUGCUACGAUACCUACCAUGCCAAUAUUGACUGCCAGUGGAUUGAUAUUACCGAUGUCCCUCCUGGAAAUUAUAUUCUCAAGGUGACCGUCAACCCUGAUUUCCUGGUGGCUGAGUCGGACUUCUCCAACAAUGUUGUCCGGUGUGAUAUUAUGUACACAGGGGUGUACGUCGACACACACAACUGCCAAAUUACAAGUUUUUGAAAAGAGA
Molecule: messenger RNA, 665 nt
Organism: Pseudonaja textilis
Lineage: Eukaryota; Metazoa; Chordata; Lepidosauria; Squamata; Elapidae
Source: RefSeq, a predicted model, not a curated record